AUGUCGGCCACCCCAGCGCCAGUGCCAGCGCCUGCGCAGGCACCAAUAACAGCGGCAGAGACGACGAAGAAGGCUGCGCCCGAGUUCCCAAUGGACCCGAACGCGCCGCUCUUCGUCGCCAGCGCCGUCGUCGCGAGUGCCAUCUUUGGCGGCUGCCUCGGCGUCGCGAUCGGCAUCAAGCGCCGCCAAGACCCCUUUCCGUACGCGACGGGCAUGGCCAUCAACUGCGGUAUUGCGGGCCUCUCGUUCUUCGGCUUGAGAGAGUACCUCGUGUCGCCGAUUCUCGUGGGCGAACGGGGCUCGCCCGGCUACGCGCGGCGGUACGACGAGCUCACUAGUGCUGCGACUGUGCGUGCGCCUACCAUCAAGGAGGUGCGGAGGGACAGGCUGCUCGACACGGCCAUUGCGGGCGGUGCGACGGGUACCAUCUAUGGCCUUUUGACUCGCCGCCCACGCGCUGCGGUUCCCAUGGGUCUUGGUGUGGCCGCGUUCACGACCUUGACACAGUUCAUCAUCAACAGCGUCCGCGUCAAGCGACUUCAGGUCCUCACCAAGCGCGCGGCCGCCGGCGCCCCAGAGCUCGUGACCCGCGAGUUUGUGCCCGAGCCCGCGGCAAGCAGCGAGGAGGCGUUUGACGCGCCGCGCCGCAAGGACGAAACCGUCGGCUCGUCGCCCCUCUCGCAGCGCAUCUUGCGCAUCCUCGAGAAGGUCUCGCCCGUGAGGCAGAUCAGCGACGACGAGUACCUCGAGACCCUGGAGAAGCGGCGUCGCGAGAUUGACAAGCGCCUGGCAGAGAUCCAGGAAGAGGAGGAGCUGCUGUUCAGCCGCUCGCAGGCCAUGGACCAGGUCAAGACGCUUGACAGCUAG
Messenger RNA from Apiotrichum porosum, 867 nucleotides. RefSeq lists its product as uncharacterized. The transcript is spliced from 3 exons. The record is from RefSeq and is a predicted model, not a curated record. Lineage: Eukaryota; Fungi; Basidiomycota; Tremellomycetes; Trichosporonales; Trichosporonaceae. Bases 1 to 867 code for a protein of 288 amino acids.